This is a messenger RNA of Daktulosphaira vitifoliae (grape phylloxera), 1295 nucleotides long. It is a transcript of the gene Cpr66D, whose product is annotated as cuticle protein 8. Bases 124 to 1032 code for a protein of 302 amino acids. Gene Ontology annotation, cellular component: extracellular matrix. The record is from RefSeq and is a predicted model, not a curated record. NCBI's taxonomy places the organism in Eukaryota, Metazoa, Arthropoda, Insecta, Hemiptera, Phylloxeridae. The transcript has 5 exons.
GGUGUAUAUAAGUCGCCGGACCCGACGGCGGACCACAUUCACUUGUUGUUCGGCUAUGCGCGAGUUUGUCGUCGUUGAAUAAUUUGUUGCUUUAAUUAUUGCAUUUAAUUAAUUUUUUAUACAAUGAUAUCCAAGUGUCUGUUGACGGUCGCCUUAGUGUCGUCGGUUGUCCAUUCGGUUCCGGUCACCCAAGAAGAGUACGCUAGGUACAUAUCACAGCAACAGAUUGCUCGCCUGUCGGAUAAGCCUCAGUCAGCGCCCAGGAGACCCGUUUUGGUUCAAGUACCAGCUUACCAGCCGGCCGCAGCAGCCGCUUCUCCUCGUCCAAUAGCUUAUCAACCCCAACCUCAAUAUCAACAAGCGUAUCCAACACCUUCCUACCAAACUCAGCAAGAACCCGAAGACUACCAAGAACCGGAACAAUACCAACCACUGCCCAGGCCGAAAGCUUAUCCAAAAACAGCUUCAAAGUCCAAACCAGCGUACAAACCAAACAAACAAGAAGAAGAGGAAGCCGACAAUGACCCGAACGCUCAAUAUCAGUUUUCUUUCGACAUCAGCGAUGACGAAUCGACUAACUAUCACAACCGUAAAGAAACCAGAGAUGGUCAAAAAAUAUCCGGAAGCUACAGUGUUGUAGAUUCAGAUGGAUUUAUCAGAACAGUAACUUACACCGCCGAUCCCGAAGAGGGAUUCAAAGCUGAAGUCAGCCGGGAGCCAACUAAUAUUCAAGUAAAAAUCCCAGCACCUACCCCACAACCAGCUGCCCCAGCACCUCAAUACAGAUUAGCUGAACGUAAACCUCAACCUCAAUACAUUACACUUCCACAGGGUAACGAACAGGAAUCAGAUGAACAACCAUCAGUUCAACCAAUUUCUGGUUACUACCGCCAGGCUCAACCUUUGUUGAGCAAAGCACCGGCACACAGGUUCGCUGCUGGUCCAAGACCUCAACCAAGUAAAGCUAACGCUUUUGGAUACGCUACUAAUCCCUCUAGCGCUCCAGUCAUCUACCAGGCGUAUCAACAGUAACUUCGUCCAACAUGAGACGGCUGCAAUUAGGCUAAGAAAACGUGAGCCGAUGCGUCCCAACCACAGUCAGCCGUCAAUCCUUCUCGGUCAGGACUCAUGUCUAGGCCAUACACAUAGUCCGAAUGGUUGCGACGACUUUGGCACUGCGACCCUAACGAAGACGCACCAUAAUUCCAUAUCCUAAAAAAAGUGUCAUUGUUUAUUGUUUUUUAAGUUGUAUCAUUUUACUAUUAUAUGAAUAAAGUUAUUUUUUUAUUGUAAAA